AUGGCGCCGCACGCUGCCGCAUGGACAGCAGCCACUGUCGUUGCGGUGCUACUGUGCUACAGCGCUACGGGAGUCUGUGGCUACGAUUUCGUGCCCAUCACCUCCCUCUUCUACGUCCCCGCUGCUACGGGGACGCGAUUUAAAGACGCGAGUAUGUGUCUGGAGCGGGGCGGGUACCUCGCGACGGAGGCGACCGCGGUGCUGCACGAAGCCGAUGUUCAGGCUCUCGAGUCGGAGGGGUUCACCACGUACUACGCCUUCCUUGGCGGUGGUAUUGUGCAGCCGUGGCACAUGGAGAGCUAUGAGGCCGGCUUCUGCCCGUUUGCGCUCAAGGAUCCCGAUAUCUGGAUCGACACGCCAUACAGUCAAACGAGUGGCGACAACAACAACUGCUACUGGCGGUGGUCCGUAGGUCGCUGGAUGGAGAUGCCGUCCAGGUCGAGUCUGCCCUACGACGUAGAGAAGACUGGGAUCAUCUUCUACCGGGGCCAGAGCACUUUAGGCUACGAUCGCCAGGUCAACGGCUUCCCUCUCUUCUUCCCAUUUAACCCGCCCAUGUACCACCCUAAUAUGCAGCUGGGCCACCACCUCGUUCUCUACCGCGGCGGCCAGCACACGACCGAAGCGGUGUGGGGAGACACCUACGCCCGCGGCGGCUUCACGUACGGGGACAACUUUGCGGAUGAUCCACAGUUGGUGGCGGCGACGCUGAAGGACUGGAAAAUUGUGUGCCAAGCUCAAGGGCCCCUCCGCCUUAACUACGAGACGUCCAGCGCCUCCACCCAUCUGCAGGAGCGGUGGUGGGUCAUUCACUUUCUGAUCCUUUUUGUGCUGUGCCUCAUCACCGUCCUCGUGGUCGUGCUCUGCCAGGAGCGGGAGGACAUGGACGAGCCUCCAGAGGAUGCGCCGGAGUGGACGGAGAAGGAGGCGGGACGUCGGACCGUGUCGCAUCGGUACGUAAGUCAGCGCUCCUUCCGCACCGACGUCAGCAGCACGGCGAGUGGCAACAGCCUCAACGAGGAUUCCAACUUUAGCAAAGACGAGGACGAUGAAGGCGGCCAGCGUGUACAUCGCUAA
Leishmania braziliensis MHOM/BR/75/M2904 is the source of this 1077-nucleotide messenger RNA. RefSeq lists its product as hypothetical. The coding region runs from base 1 to 1077 and encodes 358 amino acids. The record is from RefSeq and is a predicted model, not a curated record. Lineage: Eukaryota; Euglenozoa; Kinetoplastea; Trypanosomatida; Trypanosomatidae. The transcript has a single exon.